This is a messenger RNA of Fusarium verticillioides 7600, 2840 nucleotides long. RefSeq lists its product as hypothetical. Gene Ontology annotation, biological process: replication fork processing; resolution of meiotic recombination intermediates. Bases 930 to 1271 code for a protein of 113 amino acids. Gene Ontology annotation, molecular function: chromatin binding; protein heterodimerization activity. Gene Ontology annotation, cellular component: FANCM-MHF complex; Fanconi anaemia nuclear complex. The record is from RefSeq and is a predicted model, not a curated record. NCBI's taxonomy places the organism in Eukaryota, Fungi, Ascomycota, Sordariomycetes, Hypocreales, Nectriaceae. The transcript is spliced from 3 exons.
UCUACCUACCUACCUCAUUGUCCAAUGAAACCAUUCUUAAGCAGGAGGAAGAAUAGGAUUGGAACUUGCAAGUGAAUACUGGGUAGAUAUCUUCCUCAAUUAUGGCGUGAAUAUGGGAAAAUUGGAUAAUAUAUAUGCCGGUAUAGUCGCCCAUAUUCGGUGGAGCAGAAUACCCAUCCCAUUGUCGAUCAUUAGUCUCAGGUUUCUGAUGAUGUCAACCUUGAAAAAACUUGAACGCCAAUGACGACUGAAACCGGGAGAUCAACUCAACUGAAAGCUUCACCGGGUCAAACCAGAACUGAACAAGAAGAGAUGGACAUUGAUGAAGAACUGCUCAGGUCCCGAACUUCACGACAGGGUGUGCCAUCUAGCUAGGUAGCUAAAGGUUCCAAAGAAUCUGGGUGUCCCUGCAUUAGCCGUGCUCUUUCUUCAACAACCUUGAUUUAUGUUAUAGCUUCGUUGCCAUGAGAGCCUGGCACCCCUACUAGAUACCUGGUUAACUGGGAAGACUUGACGUUAGGAGGCGGAGAGACAUCUUCACAAGCAAGUCGGAAUUGUUUCCUUUUCCUGACAUUGACAUAAGAAGCAUCACCAAUUAUUAUCUACUAACUACUAACUAUAUGCUUUAUCUGGUAAAUCGUAUACAGAAGACAAAUGCACAACAUCCGUGGUCAUCCCGAACUCAUCACUAUCAGCUCCAUACUAAUAGACCACUUCUCUCAUCUCUCAAUUCGUAUUCGUCAUUUCAGGCAGAGAGAGUUUCUUUUAUAACUUAUACCUUCCAUCAUAGGUAUUAUCAGUGAAGUUCUGUCGUCGUUCAGUUGCGUACCCCGCCAUCCGCUUGGUGCAGCAUGCUAAGUUAUACCCCACAACGCGUCCAAACACGUUCUGUGCCUAGUACGUAAUCUUUCAUCGAGCAAACUAUCAAAAUGGUAGACACAACUAGUGACGAAGAUCGAGAGCGCCUCAAGGCUGCCUUGUGGUACGCAGUUGGUCAAAUUGUCGAUGAGGAGUCUCUACGCCGUAACCGAAAUGCAACACCACAGUUCAUCGGUGCACUCACAGAGCUAGUCUGGACACAAAUCGAAAACGUUGCCACAGAUCUGGAGAGCUUCAGCAAUCACGCUGGACGGUCCACAGUGACAACAGAUGAUGUGUUACUUCUUGCCAGAAAGAAUCCCGAUUUACACCAGAUUAUGAAAGAGUUUGUUGACCAGGCCAAGGCAGAAAAGGGACCUGCAAAGGGUAGAGGGGGUGCGAGCAAACGUUAGAUUUCGCGGGAGGGCAUCUGGGAGUUUGGCGCAACUAAAGGGACCUGACCGGCGACAGGAGUCAGAGAUUACGGCCAGCGAUACGCAGCUUGCGAGGAAGUUUUGAUAAUUAACCGUCUAUUUAUCUACUCCAGUAUCUAUGCCUCUAUGUGUAUGUUCUAUGGACUCACUCAAAUCUUGAUUGAGGAUUCCCCUCGAUACUUAUCCCGAUAUUCAUUGAGCAUGCCCAGAGUAACAUUCGAACCACCACAAAGCACAAUCACCACGUUCUUCUUACCCCAUUCCUCGUCGGACAUGCCCUGUCCAAGCAGUCUUCUCAGAUCCCCUCGGUAAGCGGGAGCCAGGGCAGCACCGCAAGCGACUUCAACCAAAUGCAGCCCAUCGUCAGCGAAGCGCACGGCACUAAUGGCAGCAUCCGCAUCAGAUACAACGAGGCUCUUCAAAGUACCCGAAGAUUGCUGGCUCCAUUUCCAAGUCUGCUCUGACACUCUAGUGGCGCCCAGAGACGUUGCGAUCGAGGUCAUCUCAGGGAGUGUUACGUGUUCUUUGGCAAGGACACUUGCGUUGAGACUGUCUGCUCCCUUGGUUUCGACGGCAACGACAGCUGGUUUCUUAUCUUGCCAGGGACGGCCCUCAACGCCUUGCAUCAGGCCAUUGAUCAAACCGCCGCCUCCGACGCUACAGACAAUCCCUUCGAUGGGCUCUUCAAGUUGAUCUCGGAUCUCAUCAACCAUAGUUGCUGCACCGUCCCAAACCCGAGGAUCGUCGAAGGGCGGGACAUAUAUGCCCAUGGGAUCAUUUGCCAAUAGCUCCUCACGCAUAUACUUGUCACACUCGGCCCAAUUCCUGCCUUUUUGGUGUACUUCCACCCCAAGGUCGAGAAGCUUGCCCUUCAUCAGCUCAGUAAUGAUGGUAGGAAUUACGAUAGUCGCCUUUUGGCCCAGAGAGAGGGCAGAAGUUGCACAUGCCAGACCAGCGUUGCCUCCAGAUGAGCAGUAGAAGUGGACCGGGCCUGUGGCAGCAGCAGCCGCUUGGGUCAUAAGGUUGCCAAUGCCGCGAGACUUGAAAGAGCCUGAGGGUUGAAGAUUCUCAAGCUUAAGGUAUACAUUGCUCAGAUGCUGUUAGUUAUUGGUUUGAUCUAAGUCGUGACGGUGAAGCUCACCAGCCUGCCACGCGGGACAGUUGAGGGCUCAAGAGACAUGGUGUUCGGAUCCAUGGUAGCUUUGCAUCGGAGCCAAGGGAGCCCAUGAUGAAAAUUGGCUUGAAUCGCCUUUGCUAACAGUUUGAGGUGCUAUCCUGUUGCCACUUUGACUCCAAUGAUCAAUUAAGGCUGGAUUGAAGUAAAGGUGACUCGGGGGAACAGCGCGUUAUGGCCAGAGUUUCUUGAAUGUGAAGCGAUGAAGAGUUCAUAGAAAAAGGCAGUAUUUAUUUUUAUAGAUGCCUACCUAGGUGUCAAGUCAGAACCACAUAGAUUCCGUUGACGCUGUCGAGAGUCUCAUUAAAUUUCUGUUUUUAGCGCACUGCGGAGUUUAGCUUGAACCCCCAAAUAUUUCCUAGAUUGUAUCCACU